Molecule: messenger RNA, 725 nt
Organism: Cephus cinctus (wheat stem sawfly)
Lineage: Eukaryota; Metazoa; Arthropoda; Insecta; Hymenoptera; Cephidae
Product: larval cuticle protein A2B
Exons: 2
Coding region: 134-652 (172 amino acids)
Cellular component (GO): extracellular matrix
Source: RefSeq, a predicted model, not a curated record
AACCAAGAAAACUGGGCGUGGUCUCUGUUCGAAAAAAUGGACCAAAGUGUCUCGGCAGUCUUCACGUUGGUAUAAAAGGGGACCAGCUACUCAACCACAGCAUCAGUUAAUCAAGCUCUCUCGAUCAACUAAAAUGGCAUUCAAGUUCGUAGCUUUCGCCGCCCUCGUGGCCGCCGCCAACGCCGCAGCCCUGGGCCCAGCACCCCUUGCCUACCACCAGCAAGCUGUCCAUGCUGCACCCCUGGCCUACCACCAACCAGCAGUUCACGCUGCACCCCUCGCUUACGCCCCAGUUGCCAAGGCUGUAGUCAAGACCGUCGACGCCGACUACGACCCCAACCCUCAGUACAGCUACUCCUACGAUGUCCAUGACUCCAUCACCGGUGACGUCAAGAGCCAGCAGGAGACCCGCAACGGUGACGUCGUCGAGGGCAGCUACUCCCUCAUCGAGUCCGACGGAACCCGUCGUGUUGUUCACUACACCGCUGAUCCCCACAACGGAUUCAACGCCGUUGUUCAGAAGGAACCCGCUCAGGUCGCCAUCAAGGCUGCCCCUGUCGUCGCCAAGUACGCCGCCCCUGCUCCUCUUGCCUACCACGCCGCCCCCGUUGCCCACCUCUCUCACGGAUACGGCGCUCCCCUUUACCACUAAACUUGACUCUCCAUGAUCGAACAUAAUUAUUUAUAUUUAUAUUUCUGUAAAUAAAAUAGCCAUUUUUCCGAAU